GCGCGCAACUGCGCAUAUCUGUUAUUAUUGAUUCACAAGCGCUUUUGACGGGUCGCUGAGCCCCUGACUGGACCUUUCGGCGCAAUUGUGUUGAAAGUGUCCAUCAUUACUUCAGCUGAAACACUUAUAAAAAUACUUUUUAUAGCUGCUGACCAUCGCAAAGAUGACUUCGAAUUUUAGCCAGAACGCAAUUUUAUUUGGGACUUUGCAGUCGUACUGCCUUGUCUGCGAAUGCUACCUCGCAGGCAAACGAGACACUAUACGGCACAUUUCAAAGGAUGACCAUAAAACAAAUCUGGAAGCUAGCAUUUUCGUGGAGGAAUUUACAACUGAUCAAAUAAGAAAGGUUAAAAAGGGAUUCUUCUGUGAGCUGUGCAAUAAAUACUUUUCAACCAUAAUACAAGGACGGCUCCACGUAUCGGAUGGUGAACACGUCCGUAAUAAGGGCGUCCAACUAUUCCAGCGGAUGGAAAAUGGUAUGGUCAGCUACAAAAACAUACCUAUCACGAAAGAAGCAUGGAAUGGGAUCAUUGAGAACAAGUGCAUAAUCUGCGACACAGAAUUUGAUUCUCUGGAGAGUCACAUAACUAGCCAAGAACAUCUUUUUCAGUUGGUACAGGUAGAUGUGGAGUUUGGUGCUUACAACGGACUCUACAGAGUGUUGGAAAACGCGUUUCAAUGCUUAACAUGCAACGAAGUUUAUACACCAGUAAAUACGAAUGUUGAAGCAAGUGCAACAACGCAUUUCUUAGAGUCUAAACAUAAAAGGAUUUAUGACAAAUUAGCGAAAGCUGCAAACGAACAGUUACAAGUUAACGACAAACGUACGAAUAAAGGAAAAUCACGUGGUUUAAAUGCGAAGAAUGCUUUAAGCCGCCAGCUGUCAUCUGAUUCGUCCCUUGCAAAUGAAGAUGACAACGACGACGGAAUCAAGAUGCUGUCCAUCGAGAAAUUCAUCAAUGAUUUUUAUGCGAUCAAGGGCACAUCUCUGGGCGGCAAAGAUGUUGUCAUAAACACAAAAAUAAUUGUGGGGCUCUCAAGCUUUUAUUGCAUAACGAAAUUGGAUACUUGGAAAUGUGAGAUCUGUGACCUCACUUUAAACUCUGAUGAUAUUGACGCCCAUAGACUCUCUCAGAAACAUGAAGCUGCAAUGAGUGACACUCCAGUCAUAUUAAUACAGGCUGCGGGAAAUGAAUUUAUCAGAGAGGUACGUCCCGAAGUUUACCACUGUGGCUUUUGCAACAUCGUCGAACAAGGCAUGGACAUCAUCUUAAAGCACUUGAAUACCGCAGAUCACAAGCAAAGCAGGAUAUCUGCAGCUUGGCGUCUCCACGAGCACAUGCUGGUUAAGAAAUUGGAAUAAAGCAAAGUCAUGAGCUAUUCUGAUACUUUUCAAAAAUAUGACUAUAGAAUAGGUUAAAAAUCAGCUGCUAAGGACGACGAAGGAUGCCGGUUUAUGGAUAAAUUAAUGCGAAACUAUUUAAUAUUCUUAUUAAUUUUCAAUAGUAAUGAUACUCAAAGUAGUUACUAGUCGUGAGAACGCAUAGUUGAAUGGUGUUGUUAUUUCAUAUACCUACGUCGCAUAGUCAUUUCAUAGAUAUUUACAUUUUCGUGACGCUCAUAGAAAUAAAAAAUAAAACAUUGUAAUCACACAGCAAAUAUUACGGUAGAUUGUAAUGAUGCAUAAUCUUUUUUAAGGUAUGUCUAAAACUUAUUCAAACGUAUUUAAAUGUAUUUUAAAUUUAUGUAAUUGAAUUAGAAACAUUCAUAUUAUAAUCUCUCAUAAUACCCAUAGCAACCUUUUAUGUCAGAAUAGGGUUAGUAAUAAGACUCUGUAACACCACAGCUUCGAAAAAAAUCGCAUAAUUUCCUUCACCCGUCCUACCUUUCCUCUGUAUCUCUCAACUGAAUAUCAACUGAAAGCCGUAAUUUCAUCGUAUUAAUAGUUUUGAUUUAAAAUAUUAGAGUAGCAUUCGAUUUUGUAUUCAAUGUCUUUCAAGUAGUAGAUUGUACAUGUCUUUCUUAAUAAAUGGAACUCAUAAUUAAAAAGUAGCAAUUGUACUUACUCUCUUGGAUCUUAAUGUUUUAUCUAAUUAUUAGGAGACUACUUAGAAUAUCAGUAGCAGUAGUUUUGAAUUGUAACGAUAUGACCUAUAAAUGUCUGUAACGCCAUAUUUAAUAGCGCAGUUUUAAAAAUAAAAUUUUGAUUAAUACAAUUACUUUUGUGUCCGUCAUACGCGUUCAUUUUCACUGACACAGUAUUAAAGUAUUGAAAAAGUUAAGGCUUUAUUAGAUUUGAUGGUUAUGUAAUUAAACCA
Bombyx mandarina (wild silkworm) is the source of this 2318-nucleotide messenger RNA. RefSeq lists its product as uncharacterized. The record is from RefSeq and is a predicted model, not a curated record. Gene Ontology annotation, molecular function: nucleic acid binding; zinc ion binding. NCBI's taxonomy places the organism in Eukaryota, Metazoa, Arthropoda, Insecta, Lepidoptera, Bombycidae.